CACAAAGUCUCGUUGGUUUGUGUGCGGAGGUGAAGGCAAGAUGUCGAAUACAUAGGGGGUAGGCCUAGAAUAAGUUUUAAAUAGCUAAGCGUUCUCCAGUUGCAAUAAUGGAUGAUGUUAGGUUUGAGUGGAUGCGUGAUAGGGUAUAUCAUGCCUUAAAUAUUGAUGACAACGAAGUGUUUGAGGAGCUCAUCAACCGUGAAGAUGGCGAGUUCGAACUUCAGCUUGCAAAGUUUCUCAACGAGACUCCAGAGGAGGGUAGAGCUGCUGCUAUAUUUUACAAAAGUAUAAGAGAAGAAGAAGUAGAGGUGGAAGAAGAAAUUGAACCCUCAGAAAUUGAUAUCAAUGAUGGAAAUGCUACAGAGGGAGAUGAUGCAGAAACAGUUGCAAGUACUCCAGCUCUAGAGAGCUCUGGUACUCCACUUCCAGAAACAUCUGAUACACCAGUCGAUGAUAAGGGAAAAAAAAAGAAGAAAAAGAAAUCAAAGAAAGACAAACUUGGGGCUGCAGGUAAAGGUGAAGAAGCCAAAUCGGAAGAAUCAAAGGUGGAGGAGAAUCCUGAAGAUUCUAGGCCAGCUACCAACAUCGAUCAAACUCCAGUUGAGCCUGGUGAAGAGGAAAAUGCAGACGGUGUACCUGCUGAAUCGAUUGAAAAAGUUCCUCAAACGAGGAUUGUUAUCAAGAAGGUCUAUACCACUGUACUGCAUAUAUCUUGUGGUCACGUACCCGAAGCAGUGGUUGAACAGGAAUGCGUCUAUUUUCUGCGUAAUACUCCAGGGAUGGUGGAGCUUCCAAAUACAAUCGAUGAAGCCAGUGAAAUGCUGCCCAAGUUUUUUGAAAUUGGUGUCCUUAACGGACACUCGCUGGUGAUGAUUGAACAAAUUAUUAGCCAGGUUUUUAUUCCACUAUUGUCAUUCAAUUCGCACAAGAAUAAUGAAGCACCAACGAACGGAGAGCAACAGGCGGCGCUCUCCUCCACGUCAAAUGAAGAUAUUGUGUCUGAAUCAGGUGACUCACCGAAGCAGGUAAACAUUCUGGAAUCUCACCAGAGGGCGCUUCUCCGUGAUGAAUUCCUCAUCAACAUGCAGAAGUUUGCCACUCAUAUAACCCGCACAAUCCAGCAGAUAGAUGGUGAAGUCCGAUUGGACAUACCAGAUCUGCCGAUAGAGGGCGAUGUCAAUGAACUUGUUAAAGAUGAUGAUCUAGUUGCACAGGUGCAAAACACAGCUGUUGAAUGGAAUAAACAGAUAUCUUCAGCUCUUGAGGCCCAACAAAAGAAAACACCGCAAGGACAUGGACCACUAGCCGAAAUAGAUUUCUGGCGCGAGAGGAACGCUGCCCUCAGUGCUUUAUCAGAACAAUUGAAACUCGGUCCCGUGAAAAAAAUGCUUGAGAUCUUACAGAAGAAAGACAUCCAGGGAGAUAACCAUGUGCUGCAAAGUUUUGAAGGACACAGAUCCGAUCUCAAUAAAUUUUACGUUGAAGCUAAGGAUAAUGUACGUUUUCUGAGCACCUUGGAGCGACAUUUUAAGAACAUCACACAUGGAGCAGGCUUCCAGAUAGUUCUUGACACGAUCCCACCAAUGAUGAAUGCGCUAAGGAUGGUGUGGAUUAUUUCUAGGCAUUACAACCGGGAUGAGAGGAUGAUACCACUAAUGGAGAGGAUUGCCUGGGAGUUGGCAGAGAGAGUCGCUAAGGUUAUCAAUAUUAGAACCAUUUUUAAGGAGACCCCACUGCAAAUAAAGGCUAGGACAUCUGAAGCGAAGAAGACUUUGGAGCUUUGGAAACAAUCAUACUUUGAAGUCCGUCAGAAAAUUGAAGCUUCUGGUCGUGACUCCAGAUGGGAGUUUGAUCGCAAAAGACUCUUUGAAAGAACAGACUACAUGGCUACCAUCUGUCAAGACAUAUACAAUGUUGCUCAGGUCUUAGAAGAGUUCUACAACAUCUUUGGCCCAGAGUUAAAAUCAGUCACUGGAGAUCCUAAAAGAAUUGAGGAUGUACUUAAACGAGUUGAUGGAUUAGUGGAACCUCUUGAAGAUGUUGGUUUCAACCCUUUUAGUCUGGAGGAGCCAGGCAAAUGGCGUAAGGUGAUGGACUGGUUUGAUAAAGAGGUUGCCGCCAUUGAAGAUGAAGCCAAGCACUUCAUCAAUGAGUCAUUCAAGACCCUUCGUUCAGCAGAAGGAGCUUUCGACAUGCUGCUUAACUUUCAGCAUAUUCGGUCACGGGAGGCCAUUAACUCGCAGAUGAUGAAGAAAUUCAAUGACAUCUUGUUGCAAUAUGGCAAGGAGGUUGAUACGGUGCAUGCCCUAUUCAAGCAGUACAAUAACAACCCACCUGUCUCCAAGAAUCAACCUCCGGUUGCUGGUGCUAUUGCCUGGGAGAGGUCCCUCUUCUAUCGUAUCAAGCACACCAUCAUUCGCUUCCAGUCAAUGGAGGAGAUGAUGUCCAGUGAAUAUGGCAAAGCAGCAAGAAGCAAGUACCUUGGUGUUGCAAGACAGAUGAAAGAGUAUGAAGACAAGAAGUAUGAGCAUUGGCGGGAGCAUGUCGAAAGCAUCUUACCUAGCCUACUGAAGAAGAACCUGCUUGCGAAGCCAUCGGAGACAGGUCAUCGACUGACAUCAACAUCAGGUGAUACCAGCCGUGAUAAUAACCAAGCAUUAGAAGUAAAGUUUGUGGUCGAUUUUGCUCCAGAAUUGUCUGAAAUCAUCACCGAGACUAAGCAUUUUGAACAGCUUGGAUUUUCUAUACCAGAGUUGGCUCGUAAUGUUGCCUUGCAGGAUGAUAAGUAUCUAAGAUGGAAUGAUGGUUUGAAACACAUGCUUGAUCGAUACCACGCCAUCAUCGGGUCACUUAAUAAUGCAGAGACGCAACUACUCGAGGAUCACAUGAAAGACCUGAGGCGCACCCUCAAACCAGGACACCGGCGUCUCAACUGGAACUCCCUCGGCAUAUCCGAUUUCAUCAUCAGGUGUAACCAGGCAAUCGCAAAGUUUGAGUCAUUAGUCAACCAGAUUCAGAAGAAUGCAAAGGAUAUCGAAUCAAGGCUGGAUGUCAUUGGAGAGGCAAACCUGUUCAGAGGGCCUCCAUCUAAGCCAGGCCAACUGCUGCCUAGCUGCAAAGAAUAUUUUGACCAUGUUGAACAAGAUCGCAGUCACAUCAUCGAGAACCUUGCUGUUAAAUACCGUGCAAUAGGCCCACUGCUGACCAAGAUGGAGGGCCUUGUGGUGCACACUAACACGGGCAGAUCUCCUCAGCUGCAGGCAUACUACCGGUAUUGGGAGAGGAGGGUGUAUGAUACACUAACAGAGCUCAUAAUGCGCAACCUGGGGGAAUUCAGUGAUGCAAUAUCCAGCGACACCUUGAUCUUUCAAAUUGAGGCAAUGCUCUCAGCUCCAGAGAUCAUCCUCACACCAGCCGUCAAUGAAAUCUACAAGCUCAGCAUGCAGUCUGUACGGGAGUGUGUAGACAUUUCAAAGAAUUUCAUACGCUGGAUGAACGGUACCUGUAUCGAGACUCCGCCGCAGACUGUGGAGGGGGAGGAUGAACCGUUUGUGUUCAGCUUCAGUAAGGAUAUUGGAGCUGACCCGAAUGUUCUUGAACUUGUUAUGAACAUCUCAGUGAACAUGCAGAAGACACUCACCUCCAUCAAUAAGUACCUCAGCAGGUGGAAGAGAUACAGACCACUUUGGAAGCUUGAAAAGAAUAUAAUGCUGGAUAAGUUUGCCCUGAAGAAGCCCUCAUGUGUACAGUAUGACGAGAAACUGCAAUUCUACAGUAACUUGGCAAAAGAGGUAAACACCCAACUGAUGAUCAAGGACCAAGAGUGCAUUCGCCUCAACCUUGCCCCUCUGGCCAGUACUGUUGAAGAGCAUGCCAAGAAGUGGGUAGAGUCCCUUGGCAAGCUGCUUAAUGAUUCUGCUAAAGAGGAGCUCUUUAACUUAAAGACAGAACUUGAGGCUUUGGCUUCUGACUUGAAAAAGUCACCAGAUACUCUCGAAGACCUCAAGUUUGUCCUGAAAAUCAUCGCUGACAUUAGAGCCAUGUCCCUGGAAGUGGAGCUCCGCAUCACUGACAUCAUAGAGCGGUAUCGGACACUAGGCAUGUACGACAUCUCAGUGACUGAAGAAGAGACAGAGCUGUGUGGCAGGAUCAUGCAGAUGUGGCACGACCUCUUUCUGGAGUCUAAACAUGUGGAUGCUAGUUUGAUAGUUGUCAAGAAAAAGUUUACAGAAAUAACACUUGAUCACAUUGGAGGAUUUGGCUCAGAACUUUCAAGCUUCCAGGAUAAAUUCAAAAUGGAAGGACCUGGAGCUGUUGGUAACGAUCUUGACAAAGGUCUUGAAUUGCUUGAGAAGUACAAGAAAGAGCUGGCAGCCUACGAUAAAGACAGGCAGGAGCUGGCCAAUGCUGAGAAGCUGUUUGAUCUUCCAAUCACGUCCUACCCAGAACUAAUACAGGUCCAGAAAGAGAUGAAUGGACUGGACCAAAUUUACACCAUCUACAAGGAACAAAAAGCUGCAAGGGAAGAAUGGUCACAGACAUUAUGGGCCAAUCUGAAUGUCAAUCACCUAGUCGAUGGAAUUGAUGGCUUCAUCAAAUCUCUCAAGAAACUUUCGAGAGAUGUCAAAAAUACACCGACAUCGCGUAUGGUGGAAGGCCGCAUGAAGGAGUUUAAAGAUUCCAUUCCAUUGUUUGUUGACCUAAAAAAUGAAGCCUUAAGAGAAAGGCAUUGGAAAGAAUUGAUGCAGAAGACAGGUAAAUCCUUUGACAUGAACCCUGAGACAUUCACCCUAGACAACCUUUUUGCAAUGGAGCUUCACAACUAUAAAGAUGUGAUAGCUGAUAUUGUGACCAGUGCCUCCAAGGAGUUAAGCAUAGAGAAGGGUAUCAAAGAAGUGAAUGACACGUGGGAUCAUAUGAAGUUCAAUGUCGUCGCAUACAUGAAGGGCACGCAUGAGCGAGGCAAGAUUCUUGGUGCGGUAGAUGACGUGAUGCAGAUUUUGGAUGACAAUGCCAUGAACCUUCAAAGUAUGUCAGCCUCCAGGUUCAUUGGACCAUUCCUCAGCACAGUGCAAACUUGGGAGAAGAGUCUCUCAUUGAUAGGAGAGGUUCUUGAGGUCUGGUUGGUGGUUCAGCGGAAGUGGAUGUAUCUGGAGAGCAUCUUCAUUGGUGGUGAUAUCAGAUCACAGUUACCAGAGGAAGCCAAGAAGUUUGACAGUAUUGAUAAGAUGUUCAAAAAGAUCAUGCAAGAGACUGCCAAUAACCCAAAGAUCAAGGAUGCCUGCCAUGCUACCAAUCGACUGCAGGAUCUGGAAAUGAUCAGUACUGGUCUUGAGAAAUGUCAGAAGAGCCUGAACGACUAUCUGGACUCCAAGAGGAAUGCCUUCCCUCGCUUCUUCUUCAUCUCUGACGAUGAACUGUUGUCUAUACUUGGAAGCAGUGAUCCAUCUUGUGUACAGGAACACAUGAUCAAGAUGUAUGACAACAUUGCAUCGCUGCAGUUUCAACAAGGCAACAACCGUGAAACGUUGGCUAUAGCAAUGAACUCGGCGGAAGGCGAGCAGAUGGUCUUCAGGCAGAACGUGCCUGCUGAGGGGCGUGUAGAAGACUGGAUGACUGGCGUCCUGGAAGAAAUGAGAAGGACAAACAGACUCAUCACCAAAGAGGCCAUCUUUAAAUACUGUGAUGGUAAAACAAGAGUAGAGUGGAUGUACAUGUACCAAGGUAUGGUAGUGCUGGCAGCUAACCAGGUGUGGUGGACGUGGGAGGUGGCGGAUGUAUUCAACAAAGUGAAACUGGGUGAUAAAAUGGCAAUGAAGAAUUACGCCAAGAGGAUGCAUAAACAGAUUGAUGAUCUAGUCGUUCAGGUGCGUUCACCAUUGUCUAAAAAUGAUCGAUCCAAGUUCAAUUCUGUGCUGAUUAUUGAUGUCCAUGCUAGAGAUAUCAUUGAUGGGUUUGUUAGGGACAGCAUUUUGAAUGAGCGCGAGUUUGAGUGGGAGAGUCAGUUGCGAUUUUUCUGGGAUCGUGAACCAGACGAGCUGAACAUCAGACAGUGUACGGGAACGUUCGGUUAUGGGUACGAAUACAUGGGCUUGAAUGGGCGUCUUGUCAUCACACCAUUAACUGACAGAAUCUACCUCACACUAACACAGGCCUUGUCGAUGCAACUUGGUGGUGCCCCAGCUGGUCCUGCAGGAACAGGUAAGACUGAGACAACCAAGGAUUUAGCCAAGGCUCUCGGUCUCCUCUGUGUUGUCACCAACUGUGGGGAGGGCAUGGAUUAUAAGGCUGUAGGAAAAAUCUUCUCUGGUCUCGCUCAGUGCGGUGCCUGGGGUUGCUUUGAUGAGUUCAACCGUAUUGAUGUUUCUGUCCUGUCUGUCAUCUCGUCACAGAUUCAGACCAUUAGAAAUGCUCUUAUUCACAACCUCAAGAAAUUCCAUUUUGAAGGUGCUGAGAUCACCAUGGACAAUCGUAUGGGUAUCUUCAUCACGAUGAACCCUGGCUAUGCUGGAAGGACAGAGCUUCCGGAGUCAGUGAAAGCCCUUUUCAGACCUGUUGUUGUCAUCGUACCAGAUCUGAAUCAAAUUUGUGAGAUCAUGUUGUUUUCUGAGGGAUUCCUUCUUGCAAAGGUUCUAGCCAAGAAAAUGACCGUCCUCUACAAGCUAGCAAAGGAACAGUUAUCCAAGCAGUACCAUUAUGAUUUCGGUCUGCGAGCCCUCAAGUCUGUGCUCGUCAUGGCAGGAGAGUUGAAGAGAGGUUCUCCAGAUUUGCCAGAGGAUGUGGUGCUAAUGCGAGCCCUUCGUGAUAUGAAUUUACCCAAGUUUGUGUUUGAAGAUGUACCGCUCUUCCUUGGGUUAAUCUCGGAUCUUUUCCCAGGGUUAGACUGCCCUCGUGUGCGCUAUCCGAAUUUCAAUGAUGCUGUAGAACAAGUGCUAGAGGAAAACAACUAUGUGCUGCUGCCUGAUCAGGUUGAUAAAGUUGUGCAGAUGUAUGAGACGAUGCUGACGAGGCAUACCACUAUGAUAGUGGGUCCAACAGGUGGAGGCAAGUCAGUUGUUAUCAACACCUUAGCACAGUCACAAACGAAACUUGGACUAGCCACCAAAAUCUACAUCAUGAACCCAAAGGCUAUGACAGUCAUUGAGCUUUACGGUAUCUUAGAUCCGGUGACCCGUGACUGGACCGAUGGCCUGCUGUCCAACAUCUUCCGAGAUAUCAACAAACCAACGGACAAGAAUGAACGCAAGUACAUCCUGUUUGACGGAGAUGUUGAUGCCCUCUGGGUUGAGAACAUGAACUCUGUGAUGGACGACAACAGAUUGCUGACUUUGGCAAAUGGAGAGAGAAUCCGUCUUCAAAAACACUGUGCUCUAUUGUUUGAGGUGUCUGAUCUACAGUAUGCAUCUCCAGCCACAGUAUCUCGCUGUGGUAUGGUUUACGUUGACCCCAAGAACCUUGGCUACAACCCUUACUGGACCAAGUGGGUGAACAGUCGUACCAACAAGAAAGAACAGGAGGACUUAAUGAGGUUAUUCAACAAGUAUGUUCCUCCAGCCUUAGACAUGAUCGUAGAGGGCGUUGUGGAUGGCAAGCAGGGGGAAAAGCUGAAGACAAUUGUGCCAUUAACAACUCUCAAUAUGGUUACCCAGCUAAGCAGAAUGCUUGAUGCUGUCUUGGACAAAGAAAACCUUGAAUCUGAUGUCAUUGAGGCCCACUUCCUCCAGGCCCUGACAUGGUCACUUGGUGCUGGUCUUCUGGAAGAUGGCCGGGUGAAAUUUGAUGGCUUCAUCAAAUACCUGGCCUCAAUGACUUCGGUAACCGAUGAUGGCGUGGAUGCUAAAUCCGGGGAGAUACCAGCCCAAUUGGAUACACUGUUUGAGUAUCACUUUGAUGGUGAAAAGAAAGUGUGGAUUCCAUGGAGUCGUUUGGUACCAAAGUACAUCCACGACCCAGACAGGCGAUUUAAUGAGAUCCUGGUGCCGACGGUGGAUACAGUCCGCAGUACCUGGCUUCUGGAGAUGAUGACCAAGAUCAAACAUCCAGUUGUGUUUGUAGGAGAUACUGGAACAUCUAAGACUGCUACCAUCCAAGACUUCUUAAGGAACAUGGACCAAGAUGCACAUCUCAUUCUGAACAUCAACUUCUCCUCAAGAACCACUUCCAUGGACUUGCAGAGAAACCUUGAAGCCAACGUUGAGAAACGUACCAAAGACACCUACGGGCCGCCACCAGGCAAACACUUGCUGGUCUUCAUGGAUGAUAUGAAUAUGCCUCAGGUGGAUGAGUACGGUACCCAGCAGCCCAUUGCCCUAUUGAAGCUGCUGCUAGAGAAAGGUGGGAUGUACGACAGAGGCAAAGACCUCAUCAUGAAAUACAUUAGAGACAUUGGCUACAUUGCAUCCAUGGGAAAGGCUGGAGGUGGGCGUAACGAAGUGGAUCCCCGCUUCAUCUCGCUCUUUAGCGUAUUCAACAUCACUUUCCCAUCUGACGAUUCCCUCAAGAACAUCUACUGCUCUAUCUUGGCAGGCCAUCUUCAGUCAUUUGAUGAAUCCAUCCAGUCCAUAGCGCCAAAGAUCACACAGGCCACACUGGAUCUCUACAAGCAGGUCAUCGUAGAUUUGCCACCAACGCCCUCCAAGUUCCACUACAUCUUCAACCUGCGUGACCUCUCCCGUGUAUGCCAGGGCUUGCUGCUGACAACACCCGAUCGGUUUUCAACACCGGCAUCUUUUGUGCGUGUAUGGCGCAACGAAUGCUUGCGAGUAUUCUAUGACAGGCUUAUCAAUGACCAGGAUAAGACACAUGUUGCAGCUCUCACCAAGAACCUUGUGGAUGAGCACUUCAGGGAGUAUGCUGAGCAUGCUAUGACGGAACCAUUACUGUUUGGUGACUACAGAACCGCUCUUGAUAUAGCAGAGCCUAGGCUGUAUGAGGACAUACAGGACUACGAUGCUGCCAAGGCUCUCUUCCAGGAGAUUCUCGAAGAAUAUAAUGAUAGUCAUACACCCAUGAAUCUAGUUCUCUUUGAGGAUGCUCUCGACCAUUUGACCAGAAUUCACCGUGUCAUCAGAAUGGACCAAGGUCAUGCUCUCUUAGUUGGAGUUGGUGGUAGUGGCAAGCAGUCCUUAACCAAGUUGGCAGCAUUUACGGCUGGUUGUGAGGUAUUUGAAAUUACUCUUAGUAGAGGCUAUGACGAAAACAAUUUCAGGGACGAUCUCAAAGUACUGUACAACAAACUGGGUAUUGAAAAGAAGAAGACCGUUUUCCUCUUCACAGAUCAACAUGUAGCGCAAGAAGGAUUCCUUGAGUUAAUAAACAAUAUGUUGACAUCGGGAAUGGUUCCUGCACUCUUCCCAGAUGAUGAGAAGGAAGCCAUUAUUGGCCAGAUGAGGGAUGAGGCUAAGAAAGCUGGCAUUGGCCCAGCCCGUGAAGCAAUUUGGCAGUACUUCAUUUCACAGUGUACCAACAACCUGCACAUUGUGCUGGCCAUGUCUCCAGUUGGCGAUGUCCUUCGCACACGUUGCCGUAACUUCCCUGGCCUCGUCAACAACUGCUCCAUCGACUGGUUCAUGCCUUGGCCUGAGCAGGCCCUGCUGGCUGUGGCUUCGGUGUUCUUAGGCAAUGAUGAUGUUAAGAACAUUCCAGAUGAUCAUCGGGACAACAUUGUGAAGCAUGUUGUGUUUGUGCACAUGUCUGUUGGAGACGCCAGUGUGAAAUUCUUGCAGAAGCUACGAAGAAGUAAUUACGUCACACCAAAGAACUACUUGGAUUUCAUCAACACUUACCUCAGACUCUUAGAUGAGAAGAAUGAGUAUAUCUUAGCGCAGUGUAAUCGUCUUGGUGGUGGAAUGGCCAAGCUGGCCGAGGCCAGUGAACAGCUAAAUGAACUGAAUGAGAAGCUGGCCAUCCAGAAGGUUGCCGUUACAGAAAAGACUGAGGCUUGUGAGAAGCUGCUGGAAGUUAUCUCAUCACGCACAUCACAGGCAACUGAGAAGAAACAGGCAGCUAUUGCCAAAAGUAAAGAGAUUGAAGAACAAUCAAAAGUUAUUUCAGUUGAAAAGAAAGAUGCUGAGGAUUCGCUAGCAGAAGCCUUGCCGGCUUUGGAAGCUGCCCGAGAUGCCCUGUCAGACCUUGACAAAUCAGAUGUUACUGAAAUCAGAGCAUUUGCUAAACCGCCUAAGCAGGUACAAGUCGUUUGUGAAUGUAUUGUUGUUCUGCGUGGCAUCCGAGAAGUCUCUUGGAAGUCUGCCAAAGGAAUGAUGUCAGAAGCUAACUUUCUGAAGUCACUGACAGAGAUGGAUGUUGAUGGUAUUACUCAGACACAGACAAAGACUGUGAGAAAUUUCCUGAAAGAAAUGGACACAUCCCUGGAUGAGAUGAACAAGAUCUCAAAAGCAGGAGCUGGGCUGUUCAAGUUUGUCACCGCUGUCAUGGGUUAUUGCGCCGUGGCCAAGGAGAUCAAACCCAAAAGAGAAAAGGUUGCACGUCUUGAAAAGGUAUUUCAUCAGGCCAAGCGUGAUCUGGACCGCAUCAAUAAGGAGGUAGGUACAUUAGAAGAAGAGCUUGCAGCUCUAGGCCGGCAAUAUGAAGAGGCUAUGAGGGAGAAGCAGGAGCUGCAAGAGGAGGCCGAGAUCAUGGAGAGGCGACUCAUUGCUGCUGAUAAGCUCAUCUCUGGCUUGGGCUCAGAAAAUGUCAGAUGGACAAAGGAUCUCGAAGAAUUGAAGCUUCGUAGAGUACGCUUGCUCGGUGACUGUCUCAUCUCGUCCGCUUUCCUGAGCUACGUUGGAGCCUUUACAUGGGACUUCCGUAAUCGACUAAUCUAUGUUGAAUGGCUCAAUGACAUGAAAGAGCGUGGAAUACCGCUUAGCGAUCCAUUCCGUGUAGAAUCAUUGCUAACAGAUGAUGUUGAAAUCAGCAAAUGGGGCUCUGAAGGACUUCCUCCAGAUGAGCUCUCCAUUCAGAAUGGUAUCCUAACAACGAGAGCAAGUCGUUUCCCACUCUGUAUUGACCCACAGCAACAAGCUCUUAACUGGAUCAAGAAGAAAGAAGAACCUAAUAAUCUUAAGGUGUGCACGUUCAAUGACCCUGACUUCUUGAAGCAGCUUGAGCUUGCUAUCAAAUAUGGCUUCCCAUUUCUCUUCCAAGAUGUGGACGAGUACAUUGAUCCAGUCAUUGAUAAUGUCUUGGAGAAGAACAUUAAAGGACAAGCAGGACGCGAGUUUAUCAUGCUUGGUGACAAGGAGGUUGACUAUGAUCCUAAUUUUCGUCUUUACUUGAAUACCAAGUUGUCCAACCCAAAGUACACACCUGCAGUGUUUGGUAAGGCAAUGGUCAUCAAUUAUACUGUCACACUUAAGGGCUUGGAAGACCAACUUCUGAGCGUCAUCGUUGGCUUUGAACGCAAGGAACUGGAAGAGCAACGCGAGCGUCUAAUUCAGGAAACAAGUGACAACAAACGUCUCCUGAAAGAUCUUGAGGACUCUCUAUUGCGUGAGUUGGCCACAUCUACAGGCAACAUGCUUGACAACACUGAGUUAGUUCAGACACUUGAAGAAACAAAGUCAAAGGCAACAGAGGUUUCUGAGAAAUUGAAGCUGGCAGCCAAGACAGCAGUGGACAUCGACAAGACACGUGAUGGUUAUCGUCCUGCAGCUAAGCGUGGUGCCAUCCUGUUCUUCGUCCUCUCAGAGAUGGCUCUCAUCAACAACAUGUACCAGUACUCGUUAAGCUCAUUUUUGGAUGUGUUCACACACUCCCUGAGGAAGAGCUUGCCCGACUCCAUCUUGCUGAAGCGCUUGGCAAAUAUCAAGGAUGCGCUGACGCAUAAUGUUUACAACUACGCAUGUACAGGUUUAUUUGAGAAGCACAAGUUGCUGUUUUCCUUCCAAAUGACCAUUAAGCUGGAGCAGAGUGAGGGACUUCUCCCUCAAGAGGAACUAGACUUCUUCAUUAAAGGCAACCUGUCACUGGAAAAGAACAAGAGGAAGUGUCCUAAUAAAUGGAUGCCAGAGCAAGGUUGGGAGGAUGUCAUGCAGCUGCACCAGAUAUCCGACGUCUUCAACACCCUCCCUGACGAUCUGGAUAGAAUUGAUGCAGAGUGGAAGAAGUGGUAUGACCUGGAUGCGCCGGAACAAGCCCCAUUUCCAGGAAAAUACAAGGACACACUCAAUGAGUUUCAGAGACUACUUCUCCUUCGUUGUUUCCGGGUGGAUCGUGUUUACCGUGCUAUAACCGAUUAUGUCACCUCUCGUAUGGGCGAGAAGUAUGUCACUCCUCCUGUUAUCAGCUACGAUGCCAUCUGGGACCAGAGCACACCAUUCUCGCCAAUCGUUUUUAUCCUGAGCCCAGGCUCGGAUCCAGCUAGUGAUUUGACUAAGUUGGCUGAGAGGUCUGGUUUUGGUGGAAACAAACUCAAGUUCUUGUCAAUGGGUCAGGGACAAGAGAAGGUGGCCUUACAAUUGCUAGAGACAGCUAUUGCACGUGGUCAGUGGCUCAUGCUACAGAACUGUCACCUGCUUGCAAAAUGGCUUCGUGAUCUUGAAAAAUCUUUAGAGCGGAUCACCAAACCACAUCCUGACUUCCGACUAUGGUUGACAACAGACCCUACUCCAGCUUUUCCCAUUGGCAUCCUUCAACGGUCUCUCAAGGUUGUAACAGAACCACCAAACGGUCUGAAGCUAAAUCUCAGAAGCACCUAUCAUAAGAUCUCUGCCAAUGCCUUGGAUGACUGCCCUCACCCAUCGUUCAAACCACUGAUCUUUGUGCUGGCCUUCUUCCACGCUGUAGUUCAGGAGAGAAGGAAGUAUGGUAAGAUUGGAUGGAAUGUUCCAUACGAUUUCAACGAAUCUGACUUUCGUGUCUGUCAUGAGAUACUGAAUACGUACCUGACAAAAGCUUUCGAGCAAGGUGACACCAAGAUACCAUGGAACAGUCUUAAAUACUUGAUUGGAGAGGUGAUGUACGGGGGUCGUGCCAUUGACAACUUUGAUAGGAGGAUUCUAAACACGUACAUGGAUGAGUAUAUGGGUGACUUCAUCUUUGACACAUUCCAACCCUUCCACUUCUACUACAAUGAUGAUGUUGAUUAUCACAUUCCAGAACUUGGACCAAAGGACAAUUAUACUCAGGCAAUUGAGGAGCUCCCAUUGGCUAAUACUCCAGAGGUAUUCGGUUUGCACCCCAACGCUGAGAUUAAUUACUACACUAAUGCAGCAAGAGACAUGUGGUCACAACUAGUGGAGUUGCAGCCUCAAACAGGCGAGUCUGGAACUGGUAUCAGUCGUGAUGAUUUCAUCGCUGGUAUCGCUUCGGACAUCCAAAACAAACUCCCCCAGCAGUUUGACUUGGAUAAACUACGCAAGAGGUAUGGCGUGGAUGUGUCCCCAACAACAGUGGUGCUGCUACAAGAGUUGGAACGCUUCAACAGACUAAUUCUGCGAAUGUCAAAAUCUCUUGCUGAACUACAAAGAGCAUUAAAAGGUGAAGUGGGCAUGAGUACUGUCCUGGACAACGUGUCAAGGUCCCUAUACAACGGCCAGAUUCCAAACAUAUGGAGACAACUUGCACCAGAUACACUCAAGUCACUUGGUAACUGGAUGGUCCACUUCCAGAGGCGAUUUGCACAGUACACCACAUGGGUGAAUGAGAGUGAGCCUCCAGUAAUGUGGUUGAGUGGACUUCAUAUCCCUGAAUCCUAUUUAACUGCUUUAGUGCAAGCUACCUGUCGCAAGAAUGGUUGGCCUCUGGACAGGUCUACACUCUACACCAAUGUCACUCAGUAUAUGACCCCUGAUGAGGUCAGCGAGCGUGCUCAUUCCGGAUGCUUCGUAUCAGGGCUUUAUCUAGAGGGCGCUGCCUGGAACCGCGAGGAUAGUUGCUUAAAAAGACCUCAUCCGAAGCAGCUAAUUGAAGAGCUUCCUAUUCUAAAGGUUAUUCCAAUUGAAGCUCAUAGACUGAAACUACAGAAUACAUUCAGAACGCCAGUAUACACAACUUCACAGCGCCGUAACGCAAUGGGUGUCGGCCUUGUGUUUGAAGCAGAUCUUGCUACCACCGAACACGUAUCACAUUGGGUACUACAAGGUGUUUGCCUGGUCCUCAACACCGAUUAAAAUUCACUGUCACAAACACAUCAGGAAACAUCUUCACAAAAUCCCACAUAUGGUAUCUGCUCAAGUAGAAAAUAUGUUACUCCAGAUUUUACAAUUGAUUUAAAUGUUGUGAAGUUAAUCUUGCGUUGGGUUUUUGGCUGACAUAAUUGUUGUCUUGCUUUAUCAGUUCAUAUCAAGAAUGUUGCUGUGUGGUAUAAUUUUCAUUGAUCUAUUGCUGCUGCGCUGUCAAAUUAUAUUGUGUCAAAAUAUUAUUAUUAUUAUUAUUAUUAUUAUUGUUGUUGUUUUAUUAUUAUUACAAUUAUUACUACAUUAGUACAGUAUUACUUACAUAUGUACAUUUAUAUAUGUUAAUUUAUGUUUUAUAUUACAAUGUGUAUAUAUACAAAAUUUUUUAUUUUUUUUUUAUUUUUAAUAAAAAUAAUAUAAAAGGAUAAUACUGUACUAUCAAACUUAAAUAAGUUGGACUUAAAAUAAAUUGCUGUAGAAUUGUAAAAAUGUAUAUAAAAUGUUAGAAUAAAUUAAUGUUUCAAACAUUUGGUAAUAAUAAUGUUUAUAAUACAGUAUAUCAAUGAUAUUUGUGAAAGGCAUUAUUAAUAUUGUUAAUAAUAUUAUUUCUCUAUUAUACAUAGUUAAUAUUAUAAGCUUAUUCAUUAAAAUGUA
This is a messenger RNA of Anneissia japonica, 14771 nucleotides long. Its product is annotated as dynein heavy chain 10, axonemal-like. Gene Ontology annotation, molecular function: dynein intermediate chain binding; ATP hydrolysis activity; dynein light intermediate chain binding. Gene Ontology annotation, biological process: microtubule-based movement. NCBI's taxonomy places the organism in Eukaryota, Metazoa, Echinodermata, Crinoidea, Comatulida, Comatulidae. The record is from RefSeq and is a predicted model, not a curated record. Bases 108 to 14111 code for a protein of 4667 amino acids. Gene Ontology annotation, cellular component: dynein complex. The transcript is spliced from 69 exons.